Molecule: messenger RNA, 697 nt
Organism: Exophiala viscosa
Lineage: Eukaryota; Fungi; Ascomycota; Eurotiomycetes; Chaetothyriales; Herpotrichiellaceae
Product: Mss4-like protein
Exons: 3
Coding region: 53-514 (153 amino acids)
Molecular function (GO): carbon-sulfur lyase activity
Source: RefSeq, a predicted model, not a curated record
CCUGAACCCGAAGCCCAGCCCGAAUCCAACAAGCCUAAGAAGCGAGACAGAAAUGACGGAUCUUUCCAAAGUCACUUCGACAUGCUACUGCGGAGCGGUCCAGCUGGAAUACUCCAUUGAGGGGGACAAUUUGAUUACCAGCUUCAUCUGCCAUUGCACCGACGACCGCAAGAUCACGUCCUCCGUGCAUGCUAGUAAUUUCGUCAUUAAAGACAACACCCUCAAACACGUCCGCGGGCAAGACAACUUGACCAAAUACGAGCGCAAACACGGCAUCACUACCGGCGACCAGAUGGAUAGCUACUUCUGCAAGACGUGCGGAUCCUUACUGUACAGAGUCUCCAGCGGGUUCCCUGGCACACAUAUCCUCAGGCUCGGGGCUGUGGAUGAUUUCUCGCUGUAUGAUGGCGCACUACGCCCGCGAGUCGCGCAGUUCUGUAAGGAUAGAGUUGCUUGGGCGGAACCUUGUGCCGAUGUUAGGCAGGAUCCUGAUAAUGUGCUGAAGCCGGAGUGAUUCGCAUAGUAUGCGCAAGAUGUAGUGAUUGGCGGGUGAAUACAGGUUGUCCAUUUUGGUAGAUCUGAAAGUCUGGCUGGAGUCGACUUUAUGGAGUGAGAUGUUGUCCAGCAGCGUUAUUAUAUAGGGUGACACGACAAUCAGCAUAUCAAUCAUGGAGUCUGACUGUUCUGUGGUACUGCC